AUGAGCUCCUAUUUUGUCAACCCUCUUUUCUCUAAGUACAAAGGCGGCGAGUCCCUGGAGCCAACUUACUACGACUGCAGGUUCCCACAAAGCGUUGCCCGCAGCCACACGCUCGUUUACGGACCCGGAGCGGCCGCGCCGGGCUUCCAGCACCCGUCCCACCAUGUGCAGGACUUUUUUCACCACGGCACCACGGGCAUCUCCAACCCGGGCUACCAGCAGAACCCGUGCGCCUUGGCGUGCCACGGCGACGCCGGCAAAUUUUACGGCUACGAAGCCCUGCCCCGGCAAACGCUGUACGGCAGCCAGCAAGAGACGAGUCUGGCGCAGUACCCGGAUUGUAAAUCGUCGGCAGGCUCGAACCCUGGAGAAGGACAAGGCCACUUAAAUCAAAGUUCAUCUCCCAGCCUUAUGUUCCCAUGGAUGAGACCCCACGCUCCAGGACGACGCAAUGGCAGACAAACCUACAGCCGAUACCAAACUCUGGAACUGGAGAAAGAGUUCCUCUUCAACCCUUACCUGACCCGCAAAAGGAGAAUCGAGGUGUCGCACGCCCUCAGCCUGACCGAGCGACAGGUGAAGAUCUGGUUCCAGAACCGGCGAAUGAAGUGGAAAAAGGAGAACAACAAGGACAAGUUUCCGGGUCAGAGGGGAGAGGCCGAGGCCGAGGAAGAGGGCAACGAGGACGGUGAAGGGGAAGAGGGGGAAGAGAAGGAAACCGAAGAGCGAGAGGAGAGCAAGGAGUGA
This is a messenger RNA of Nerophis lumbriciformis (worm pipefish), 747 nucleotides long. NCBI's taxonomy places the organism in Eukaryota, Metazoa, Chordata, Actinopteri, Syngnathiformes, Syngnathidae. The record is from RefSeq and is a predicted model, not a curated record.